Messenger RNA from Saprolegnia parasitica CBS 223.65, 1158 nucleotides. RefSeq lists its product as hypothetical. Lineage: Eukaryota; Oomycota; Saprolegniomycetes; Saprolegniales; Saprolegniaceae. Gene Ontology annotation, biological process: fatty acid beta-oxidation. The record is from RefSeq and is a predicted model, not a curated record. Bases 1 to 1158 code for a protein of 385 amino acids. Gene Ontology annotation, molecular function: acetyl-CoA C-acetyltransferase activity. The transcript has 2 exons.
AUGACCAACAUCUUUGUCGUCGCGGCCAAGCGCACGCCCUUUGGCGCCUUUGGCGGCAAGUUCAAGUCGGUCUCGGCCACGGACCUCUGCGCACACGCGACCAAGGCGGCGCUGCAGUCGGCCAACCUUGACCCGAAGCUCGUCGACACGGUCAUCGUCGGCAACGUCGCGCAGACGUCCAAGGAUGCUGCGUACAUUGCGCGCCACGUCCAGCUCAAGGCGGGCAUGUCGAUUGAGAAGCCGGCGCUCACGAUCAACCGCCUCUGCGGCUCGGGCUUCCAGAGCAUUGUCAACGGCAUGCAGGAGAUCCAGCUCGGCGACGCGUCGAUCGCGGCGCCUCUGGUGGCCUACGGUGACAAGGCGCGCUUCGGCGUCGGUCUUGGCGCGGGCUUGAACCUCGAGGACUCGCUCUGGUCGGCGCUCACCGACUCGUACGCCAAGUGCGCGAUGGGCAUCACGGCCGAGAACCUCGGCGCCAAGUUUGACAUUACGCGCGAGCAGUGCGACGAGUUUGCGCUGCGCUCGCAGACGCUCUGGGCCAAGGCCAACGAGGCCGGCGUCUUCAAGGACGAGAUCGCGCCCUUUGAGAUCAAGGUCAAGGGCAAGAUGGAGACGGUCGACACGGACGAGCACCCGCGUGGCACGACGCUCGAGAAGCUCGCCAAGCUCAAGCCCGUCUUCAAGGAGAACGGCCUCGUCUCGGCUGGUAACGCGUCGGGUAUCUCGGAUGGUGCCGGCUCGGUCGUCCUCGCGAGCGAGGAGGCGGUCAAGAAGUACGGCCUCAAGCCGCUUGCGCGCGUCGUCUCGUACGGCGUCGUCGGCGUCGAUCCGUCCAUCAUGGGCAUUGGCCCGGUCCCGGCCAUUGAGCAGGCGCUCAAGCGCGCCAACUUGAAGCUCGACGACAUUGGCCUCGUCGAGAUCAACGAGGCGUUUGCGGCGCAGUACCUCUCGUGCGUCAAGGCGCUCGGCGUCGACCCGGAGAAGGGCAACGUCAACGGCGGUGCUAUCGCGCUCGGCCAUCCGCUCGGCGCGUCCGGCUCGCGCAUCAUGGCGCACCUCACGCACGCCCUUCCUCGCACGGGCACCAAGUACGGCAUUGGCGCGGCCUGCAUUGGCGGCGGCCAGGGCAUUGCCAUCAUCUUGGAAAACGUCCAGUAA